This is a messenger RNA of Penicillium pulvis, 864 nucleotides long. RefSeq names its product pirin family protein. The coding region runs from base 1 to 864 and encodes 287 amino acids. NCBI's taxonomy places the organism in Eukaryota, Fungi, Ascomycota, Eurotiomycetes, Eurotiales, Aspergillaceae. The transcript is spliced from 2 exons. The record is from RefSeq and is a predicted model, not a curated record.
AUGUCAAACCCACUUGCCCACGCAAAGAUCGCCCUCCGCCGCUCCAGCGAGCGUGGAUACGCCGAGCACGGCGGCUGGCUCAAAUCCUUCCACACAUUCAGCUUCGCUGGAUACAUGGACCACCGCUUUAUGAAUUUCGGAUCUCUCCGCGUCCUUAAUGAAGAUCGUGUCGCUGCCCGGAAUGGUUUCCCUACGCACCCCCAUCGCGAUGCGGAGAUCUUCAGCUAUAUCCUCAAUGGCGAACUUACGCAUCGCGAUAGUAUGAUUAAGAAGGGUGCGGAGGGUGAGCAAGGAAAGUCAUUUUACCGCAUGCAUCGUGGUGAUGUUCAAUUCACUACUGGUGGAACUGGAAUUGCACACUCGGAACAAAAUGAGUCUAAUAAGCCCGUCCACUUCCUGCAAAUUUGGGCUCUGCCUUGGAAAAAUGGCCUCAAGCCUCAAUAUCACACUAUGAGCUUCAGCGAAGAGGCCAAGAAGAAGGGCUUUGUUCCUAUCUUGUCACCGCUCGCUGCUGGCCCUGAGGCUACACCGGCACAGGAGGAGGCUGCUGUGCCUAAGAUCCCUGACACUAUUCCCAUUCAUGCGGAUUUCGUCAUGGGAGCUGGUAUCAUUGCUCCCUCUACAACCUUCAAGUGGAAUAUCGGUGCGGGUGAAGUUGUCCAGUCUAAGAAGAAGCGGAAUGUUUAUAUCCAUGUUCCCAUGACCAAGCAGGGCAAGGCAAAGGUCAAGAUUGAUGGUCGUGAAGAUGCUGUGUUGGAAGAGGGAGAUGGUGCGUUUGUCUCCAUGGUGAAUGCUGGAGACUGGCUUCAGGUUGAAAGUAUUGGAGAGGUUGAGGCGGAGGUUAUUGUGCUUGACAGCGAUUAG